Molecule: messenger RNA, 1817 nt
Organism: Aspergillus costaricaensis CBS 115574
Lineage: Eukaryota; Fungi; Ascomycota; Eurotiomycetes; Eurotiales; Aspergillaceae
Product: adaptor protein STE50
Exons: 3
Coding region: 185-1669 (494 amino acids)
Biological process (GO): signal transduction
Molecular function (GO): protein binding
Source: RefSeq, a predicted model, not a curated record
GGUCGUUAGUCCGUGAUUGACAACUUCAAACGCCUUCUGUGCAACCGGACCCGUCCUUUGUGCUCAAUCUUUGGCGACUUGUCUCGGGUCUAGAGGCUGGCGCUUCGCUGAGUCUGCUAGCCGGUCCGACGUCCUCCCCAGCCCCCUCCUCUACGUGUCUCUGGGCGUCGUCACCGUUACUUGAAUGAAUUCAUUUGCCAUGUCUCUCCAUACCUCUUAUCAUGCCGACUCGGAUGCGGACGACGAGUACGAGCGCAGCGUGAUUACCUCCCCCCAUCUGGCCACCGACUCCGAGGCCUCCCCUUCCGAAUCAGAAUUCCCGUCAGCAGAGCAUACUCCCACGACCUUAGCCAAUGUGGACGAGAAUCCCCGAUCGCCCCGAACAAUCAUCACGGAAUGGACUGCUGAGGAAUGUGCCAACUUUGUGGCCGCCCUUGGUCUCCGUCAAUACUGCGCCGCGUUUUUAGAAAAUGAAAUCGUCGGCGAAGCGCUCAUUGCUUUGAAGCAUGAUGAACUCAAGGAGAUGGGGAUCGCGAGUGUGGGACAUCGAUUGACUAUCCUGAAGAGCGUGUACGAAACGAAAGUCAAGCAAGAUAUUCCGAUUGAUGCAGAUCACUACAUUCCGCUUUCUGCGGACCAAAGUAUGAACGAAACCGCCACUCAGGACGAUAUUUCCCGGUUGAUUCGGUCCAUCCGCGUACGAGAUGACCGUAUCAUGUCUAUGGAGUCAGAAAUGCGACGGAUUGCAGAGGAAUAUCGUCGACUGCGCGAAGAGCUUCUGCCCGUGUUCAAGAUGGCGAAAGACAAGUCGCAGCCGUUGCCCCCGCCUUCUUCUGUGCCAGGAUCCGGGUCAGAAGGAUACCACGAUGGGCCGACGCUCACAUCGCCAUCCGGAAUCACUCUGUUGGAUCGUUCUGGGAGUAUCCUAUCUCGGACGUUCUCCAAGCGUAACCACACUGGCGGCACUACACCCAAAACCAACUCCCCUACCCAUAUUCCUCCGUCGAUCCACGAGGGUCGCAUGUACAGCGAUGGGCUAGAUCCGUCCACCGCGAAUUCCUCCCACUUGACUAUGCUGAACGGCAAGUCGCAAUUAUCUCCAGGCAUUCCGUCGCCGACCUCGCCAGGUAAUCAAUAUGCUCCACAGACCCUAGCCUCCCGGGCAUAUACACAACCGAGUUCCAGCAGCAUAAACCAUGUUUCUCAUAACCACCACGACGAUACCGCGGCGUCACAGUUGCGGCCGGAUCGUCUAAACCCCACACCAACACAAUCUACGCGCCCCGACAUCCCCACUCGUUCAGACUCAAGGGCGACUCAGGAUCCACCUAGUGUGGAAAUCUUCAAGUCUUUCCGCGUGUCGAUGGACGAUCCAUGCCACAAGGUCCUUCCGGCUGCACUCAAAAAGUACAACAUCAACGCGGAUUGGAAACAAUAUGCACUAUACAUUGUAUACGGUGAUCAAGAACGAUGUCUUGGGCUCGAGGAACGACCACUCAUUCUAUUCAAACAGCUCGAAAAGGAAGGACGCAAGCCCAUGUUUAUGUUGCGAAAGCAGGUCCAUCCCAUCGAUAGCGGCAUGUAUUCCGGGGGAGGGUCUGCACCGAAUAGUGCCGGCUUUGAAGGGGGACGACAGGCACAGAUCAAUCUGCCCGGCGGUGUGCUGUGAGCAGCGCACCGCAGCAUUAUUCUCGAUGGAAGCAUCAUCACGUUUAAUUGUCGCUUGAGAUACCCCCGGACCCUGACAUGGGGUCAUUUCAUUCCUCCCAUUCUUCUCGAUCUUCUCUUAAACCGUUUAUGCGGGCUUCUGUCCUUGU